Molecule: messenger RNA, 1461 nt
Organism: Syngnathus acus (greater pipefish)
Lineage: Eukaryota; Metazoa; Chordata; Actinopteri; Syngnathiformes; Syngnathidae
Gene: stard5
Product: StAR-related lipid transfer (START) domain containing 5
Exons: 6
Coding region: 464-1099 (211 amino acids)
Molecular function (GO): lipid binding
Source: RefSeq, a predicted model, not a curated record
GUUUUCCCCCCCAAACAUGAGUCGACUCGACAAAUUUUCCUUUCUUUUUCAACGUAGUACGCGGGGCAUUCGUGCCUUUACAUUGCGUUGGGGGGUGAAUUUAUAGUUAUUGUUAGUUAUAGCUGUGCUUGCGAAGUGUUGUAUUCAAUACGUACUUCCCCACCUUUACGAGCUUCCUGUUCGGUCAGUGAUGUCCAGCACAUUUCAUUCAUUGUGGCUAACGCUAGCUUCGGAUUGGUCAAAGACCGCCUGAACAGAAUUUGGCCGACGUGCUUAACGUAUUUUACGUUUUUUACCACUAUUCACUACAUUACACGAAACACCAUAAUGUACUGUUUCUAUACGUUUUUUAUUUUCAGAGAAAAGGGUUGCUCGUGGUGAAAGUUAACUAGUAAGUCAAAUGAAAACUGCUGCAUUUAUUUAUGGUACGCUCUAAAUUGUAACUUCCAACUGCUUAACUACCAUGGAUUAUGAACAUAAGGCGAAUGUGGUGGCUGAAUGUUUGCAGAGCUACAGGAACGAUGAAUCCGGAUGGAAAGUCUGCAAAAAAUCGAAUGACGUCAUUGUGUCAUGGCGACCUUCGUCCGAGUUCCCAGGGAAUGUCUAUAAAGGGGAUGGAGUUAUAAAUGACACCCUAGAGAAUGUAUGGGAGUGUCUGAAACCGGUACCAAAAGGGCUCAGAGUCAAGUGGGACAAUAAUGUGAAGAAGUUUGAACUUUUGGAACAAAUCACAGAGGACAUCUCCGUCUGCCGAACAGUCACACCCUCAGCAGCUAUGGGUAUCAUAGCGCCUCGAGACUUUGUUGAUGUCAUUUUAAUUAGGCAAUAUGAAGACGGCACAAUUUCAUCGAAUGCCACUAACGUGAGUCAUCGGGGCUGUCCUGUUCAGUCAGGUUACGUGAGAGGGUUCAAUCAUCCGUGCGGCUGCAUCUGUGUCCCCAUGUCAGCAGAGCCCAACAAAACCCAAGUCCUCACUUUCUUCCAGACGGACCUUGGUGGCUUACUCCCUCGCUCUGUGGUCGACUCCUUUUUCCCUUCCAGCAUGACAGAGUUUUACAGCAAUCUGACCAAGGCUGUUAAAUCACUCAAAAACAUUUGAAUUUUCAUCCAUUUUGUAUAUCUCUUGUCACCAUUAGGGUGACGGACGGGUGAGCUAGAGGCUAUUGGCCGCUGUCAUGCAAGGCUUGUUUGUACCAUUGAUUGAUAGCCCGUCAAUUGCAGGGAUCAUACUGUACAAAACACGCAUUCACACUUACAUUCACACCCAUGGACAAAUAAGGCUUCUAAUGUCUAAUUGAACUCAAAAAGAAUUGGAAGGCAUAGGUCAAUUUCUUUGCAUUCGUUGUAUACUAAAGACAUUUGGCUCUCGGAUGAAAAGAUGAAUAUGAGUCACAGGUUUAGAAGUUCAUUUUUUAUUUCAUCGUAUUUACAGGUACAUCUAGAUGUGUUAACACAGUGGUC